AUGUCUGCACUUUUAAAUAAGCUUAGACGUCGUCCAUCUCAUGAAUAUCCUCCUUAUCAACAUCUGGAACAACAUUUUGAGUCUGCAGAAAUAGUGCGUGACACUAUUAUUGGUCUUUCAGAUGGUUUGACUGUGCCUUUUGCUUUGGCUGCUGGUCUUUCUUCUCUCGGUAGUUCCAAGCUCGUCAUUUAUGGUGGUGCUGCAGAACUUGUCAGUGGUGCUAUUUCAAUGGGUUUAGGUGGUUAUUUAGCUGCACGUUCUGAAAUUGAACAUUAUCGUACUGAGCGUUUGCGUGAAGAAUUUGAAGUGGAAGAAUGCCCUCAAGAUGAAGAAGAAGAAAUUGUAGAAAUCCUUGAACCUUAUGGUCUUGAUCGUGAAACCAUUCAACCUUUAAUUGACAGACUCAAGAGUGACCCUCAAAAGUUUGUUGAUUUCAUGAUGAAGUUUGAACUCAACUUGGAAUGCCCUGAUCCUAGACGCAGUUGGAUCUCUGCCUUAACUAUUGGUUUAUCUUAUUUUUUGGGUGGUUUGAUUCCCUUGAUGCCUUAUUUCUUUAUUGAUGAUGCUAUGUUGGCCUUGUAUGUAUCUGUGGCUGUGACAUCCUUGACAUUGUUGAUUUUUGGUUAUAUUAAGAGUCGAUUGGUGAACCCUAACAGUGCUGUUUGGGGUGCUAUUCAGACAUUAUUGAUUGGUGCUGUGGCUGCAGGUGCAAGUUAUGGUAUUGUGUAUCUUUUGCCUCAAGAACCUGGCACAAGCUUGUUGUAG
Molecule: messenger RNA, 765 nt
Organism: Gilbertella persicaria
Lineage: Eukaryota; Fungi; Mucoromycota; Mucoromycetes; Mucorales; Choanephoraceae
Product: Ccc1 family
Exons: 4
Coding region: 1-765 (254 amino acids)
Biological process (GO): intracellular manganese ion homeostasis
Cellular component (GO): fungal-type vacuole membrane
Molecular function (GO): iron ion transmembrane transporter activity; manganese ion transmembrane transporter activity
Source: RefSeq, a predicted model, not a curated record